Molecule: messenger RNA, 1308 nt
Organism: Rhipicephalus sanguineus (brown dog tick)
Lineage: Eukaryota; Metazoa; Arthropoda; Arachnida; Ixodida; Ixodidae
Product: ethylmalonyl-CoA decarboxylase
Exons: 5
Coding region: 147-1019 (290 amino acids)
Biological process (GO): fatty acid beta-oxidation
Cellular component (GO): cytosol
Molecular function (GO): enoyl-CoA hydratase activity
Source: RefSeq, a predicted model, not a curated record
ACUUUCACGCCAGUGUCGACUGCUACGAUCAGCUACAUCGAAGAACCUGUGUUUUCAGAUGCGUGCGAGGCAUUUUAGCCUUUUAGUAAAUAACGUACGUUAGUUUAGAAGCUUUCACAGGACCCUUUGAUGGACGCGCGGUCACCAUGAAGUACGCUGGUCUGCUGUGUACGCGACUAUUCGUUAAAAACGUGCCGGGCGCCCGCCGCUUGACGACGCUAUCGGAUGAGCUUCGAUCAAAAUUUUCGGCUUUCAAGGGUGGCACCGUCGAGCUGACCAAGGAUGACCGCACGGGAAUCGCCGAAGUACACUUCAGCAAUCCUACCAAGAGAAACUCUUUUUCCGGACACAUGAUGCUACAGCUGCACGAUGUGGUUCGUGAGCUGCAUUCCUGGAAGGAAGGCAAGGGCCUCGUGUUCUAUGGUGGUGACGGCAUCUUCUGCUCCGGCGGUGACCUCGACAUGAUGAAGGCGCUGAACACACCGGAGUUGGGAGCCCAGAUGGCGACGAUCAUGCAUUCGGCCCUGAUGGGUCUUCGAGACCUGCCCCUCAUCAGCGUCGCUCUGAUCCAGGGCAGGGCCUUAGGCGGUGGAGCCGAACUGACAACAGCCUGCGAUUUUCGGGUCAUGGUACCUGGAGCUGAAAUUCAGUUUGUGCAGGUCCGCAUGGGCCUUGUCCCUGGCUGGGGAGGCACCACACGAUUGGUGAGGCUCCUGGGUGCUCACGAGGCACUCGAGCUGCUCGCAUCUGGCCGCAAGGUCGGCGCCGAGGAGGCUCACGAGAUUGGGCUUGUGGAUUACGUUCUUCAAAACUACGAGAGUCCCCUAGCCGAAGCCAAGAACUGGCUUGGGCAGUACAUUGCUGGGGACACUCACGUCAUACGGACUCUUAAGGAAACCAUCGUGAAGGCGAGAGAGCUCUCUACGGCCGACAGUCUACGAGAGGAGUUGAGGCUCUUCUCCACUGUGUGGAGUGGGCCAGCCAACCGAGAAGCUCUGAAGAAAAAGCUGAAGCACUGACGUGUGCUUCGCGUCCCACCUGUACCGAGCUCUCGCCCGAGGAAUUUUGCAGUAAAAGAAAAGCGUAUUUGAUUAAUGUGAAUACUGGCUGAGUUCUGGUCUGUAGACACAAGUCUACUAUGCUAGUCGGCACUGCCUGUUACUGGUAAUGUUUCCUUCUCACAUCUGCAAGAGGUGUCACUUAUAUGUACAACAGUAUCAGAAUGGAUUAUAUAAAUGAGCUGCCUUACUUCUCUCCUUCUGGUGAAAUGAACUUUUUGAAAUAAGAAUUCACGAGUGGAAAUCGGUG